This is a messenger RNA of Acytostelium subglobosum LB1, 1074 nucleotides long. RefSeq lists its product as hypothetical. The record is from RefSeq and is a predicted model, not a curated record. NCBI's taxonomy places the organism in Eukaryota, Evosea, Eumycetozoa, Acytosteliales, Acytosteliaceae. The transcript is spliced from 3 exons. The coding region runs from base 1 to 1074 and encodes 357 amino acids. Gene Ontology annotation, molecular function: oxidoreductase activity; zinc ion binding.
AUGGUAAAAGAAAUAGUUAUAACAGCCAAUGGCUCAUAUGAUGUGCUCAAGGUACGUGAGCGUCCAGACCCUGCUCUAGAGCCAAAUACUGUCAAGAUCGCUGUCAAGGCAUGUGGUCUAAACUUCUCUGAAUUGAUGGCAAGACAGGGACUAUACCCAGGUGCACCUCCAUUACCUUGUGUAGUGGGAUAUGAGGUGGCUGGUGUGGUCACAGAGGUGAAUGCAGAUGAGACUGAGUUCAAGGUUGGACAGCGUGUGGCCGCAAUGACAAAGUUUGGCGGUCAUGCUUCGGUUGUGGUGGCCAACAGAGAGAUGGUGUUCCUCAUCCCAGACUUUUUGUCAUUUGCCGAGGCCGCCUCAAUCCCUGUCAACUACCUCACUGCCUAUCACAUGCUGUUCCACGUGGCCCGCGUGCGUCCUGGUGAUCAAGUGCUGGUGCACAUGGCCGCCGGUGGAGUUGGUGUUGCCGCCAUCCAGUUGCUCAAGACUGUCGAGAAUGUCACAGUGUUUGGUACUGCAUCAGCCAGCAAGCAUGAUUUUAUUCGCAACCUUGGAUGCACUCAUCCCAUCGACUACAACACCAAGGACUACAAGACAGAGAUCACCGAAAUACUCAAAGACAAGCCACAAGGAAAGCGUGGCCUUGACAUCAUCCUUGAUCCACUUGGUGAUUUCAAGACAAGCUAUGACAUGUUGAAUCCAUGUGGACAUCUGGUUAUCUUUGGCGCUGCCAACAUGGUGAAUGGAUCAACAAGGAGCAUAUUCAAUAUACUCAAGCAAUACUGGAAGAUACCAUCAUUCAGCUCAAUGUCAUUGAUGGAUCAGAACAAGACUGUGUCUGGUGUGCACUUGGGUCAUAUGUUCAUGCCAGUGCUCGUCCAGAUGUUGCGACAGGAGAUGUUGGACAUCAUCGAGCUGUACAAUCAAGGCAAGCUCAAGUCGAUCGUCAGCAAGGAGUUUACCUUUGAGCAGGCUGGCGAGGCUCACAAGUACAUGGAGCAGCGCAAGAACAUUGGCAAGGUGAUCCUCGUGCCAACAGAGGAGGACCUUACAAAGGAAGCUCCAGCUCAAUAG